UGCAGUCAAAUGUUGGAAAGAAAUCGAUAGAUUUCGAUUUGGGUUAAUAAUAUAGACUGAGGACUUAUCUAUUUCAGUUAUUUUGCACAAGGAACUUAUUUUACUUGAUUUCUUUGCUGCUGUUUGUUUGUAGUCUCUGUCUUUUCUAUUUUCUGGAAUCACGCAUUCAAUUCAAUUGGUACUCAAUUUGAUUCUUAAGGCGCUAUUCUGAGUCUUUGAAAGCUUUGAUUUGUACUUUUUCUGGUGUAUGAGAUAUUAAGAUUUAUAUGUAAGAAUAUUAUGAGAGCUUUAGGGUUUGGUAUUAUCUAUUCUUAAUGGAAACCCACAACACAUCAGAAAAGAUUUGUGUUUAGGUUGUACAAUUUGAGACCCUUUUGACCAUUACUAUGUCAUAGAGAGAGAAAUACAUCUAAGAGCCCUUGAAUCAGUUUUUCAGUUGUGAUGUUUUGUAUUAGCCCUAAAACAUAGUCAACCAAAUCUGGUUGUUUGAUUUAACGUAUGUGAAAUGGAGAUUUCCUACCAAGUAUUGAUGUUGGCAAUCUAUCUAUUUAUAAGGUGUAUUUGGCAUGGACGAUGCAAAAUUUCCAAAUGGAUUUUGGAAGAUUGACUUGGAAUAUCAAAGCUUCCAAAGAUAGAUAGUCCUUACACUUUCUUUCAACUGUACCAUUUUGUUGAGGAGAAGGGGUACAAUUUGAGGCUCUUUUGACCAUGACUAUGUCCUAUAGUUUAAUACAUCUAAAAGCCCUGAAUCAAUUUUUAUCUUUGUGAGGCUUUUUAAUAGCACUAGAACAUAGGCAACUAAAGAUCUUGAAUUGACUGAAAAAUCUGUCUGUUUGUAUAACGUAUGCGAAAUAGAGAUUUCCAUCCAAGUAUGGAUGCAAUCUAUCUAUUUAUAAAGGAUUACUGUUUAUAUGAACCUCAUGUGUGUACAAGAAUAUGCUGAAAAUUAUGUGAAAUGUAAGAAGAGCUAACAACUAAAAAUGGGGUUCUUGAAUGUUUUGCCUUGGGGACAUAUUUCGUAACACUUUAUUGAAUCAUUCAACUGUAAAUCUGUCUUUUUAUAAUUAGAAUAUUUUGUAAGACUUGAAACGAUGAAUGACCAAGCUUCUUGCGCCAAAUACAAGAGAUAUCAUUUAUUGUUUUAUGUGAACUAGACUUCAUAUGUUCUGCCUUGACAUCUAAACAAUCUAGCAAAUAUAAACUCCCAUAUUGUCUUCCAACAACCAGUGUCCUGAAAUGAAAACAUAUGCAACAUUGAUUAGUUUUAGCUUCUGGUUAAGUGAGUGACACUGAACCAACAUGUGUAACCUAUUUUACAGUUCCGUCAAGCAAAUGAACAAGCAUUUGUUCAUUGGAUGGUUUAAUUUCAUCAUAUCUCGAUUGCAACUUGCUCUGAUGUCUAUCAUUUUGCUCAUUUCAUCAUUGAAACACAAGUGGGAGACCUAAUGCUUUUGAGUUGCUCUGAUGUCCAUCGAUACAAAGUUUUUGAGAAACACUAUAGUAUAAGUGUAUGAAAGAAGAUGUUGUUGAUGAAGCCGACUAAUGUUUGUUGUUCUCCUAUGGCUCCUUUGUAAGGCACAAAGCUUAUAACUUAUUAGCCAAGUAAUAGGAGCCUUUGUAUUCGAGUAAACAUCUAGCUUAUUGAAAUGAUCAUAAGGUUCAGGCUAGCUACCAUGGGUUUGAAAUGCCAAAGCCUCAUAGAAUCUAGGUAUUCCCUUAAGUUCUUACACAAUGGCCCCGAUACCUUAGAAGAGCUACUUGACAGGCAUGUAGUAAAAAAGGAAACCUAUGACGAUGACGAUGACGAGAAUGAGUUGUUGAUUCGGCAAAGGCUAACAGGAACUCGACGUGAGGCAUUUAAUCUCUAUCGCGAUAUAAUUAGGGCCACUCGGUUCUUCACAUGGCCAGAUUCGAGAGGUGUGCUUUGGCGUGAUGUUUUGAGAGAAAAUGCAAGGAAGGAGUUUGAGGGGGCUCGUUUUGAGAAGGAUCCUGAGGUUAUAACUCGGUUGUUGAUUGGCGGGCAUGAUGCUGUUCAAUCGGCGAUAGAAAAGCUCAUUGAGAAACAACAGAAACAGAUUGAGAAGGAAAGACGAGAUAAAGAUCAUUGAUGAGUCUCACGGGAUGGGAAGAGAAUGAAAAUUUGAAAGAUGAUGAGCUCCCAUGAAUGCCUGCAAAAAGGUAUAUAGCUUCCUUUUGGGUACAAUUGAAAAUCAACUUUGUAAUAAAAUGUUGUAUAAAACAAGUGUAUCCUCUUUUAGGAUACAAUGAAGUUUCGAAACUAUCUUGAAAAUCAACGUGUUAUACUAAGUGGAAGUAAUUGUCUAUUUAUAGCACACAAGGAUGAGAGUGCGAAGAACUUUCAAGCUCGUGAUGAAAUUUUAUGUUGAAAUUGAUCUUGUUAUUCAGUACAAGAUUUGUU
This is a messenger RNA of Impatiens glandulifera, 2419 nucleotides long. RefSeq lists its product as uncharacterized. Lineage: Eukaryota; Viridiplantae; Streptophyta; Magnoliopsida; Ericales; Balsaminaceae. Gene Ontology annotation, biological process: mitochondrial respiratory chain complex III assembly. The record is from RefSeq and is a predicted model, not a curated record. The transcript has 3 exons. The coding region runs from base 1647 to 2108 and encodes 153 amino acids.